AUGUCUGAAACAACGAACACCAACGAAGAGAAGAAGAAACCUCCUCUGAAUGGGAGAAGAGCCCUCCCACCAAACAACUCCAAUGAUGAAGAAAAUGAGGUCCCUGAGAUGGAGGCUUUUGGAUUGAUACCUAGAGGAUUUAAUCCAAAAGAUUAUCUCCGUGUUGUGGACAUUCAUAUGUUCAAGGAGCCCCAUGAGAUUAACAAGCAGCAGCACCACACUGACAAGUACUACAGCCCCAAGCUGAUAGUGCGCCGGGGACAGCCUUUCCAAAUCCAGAUUGACUUCAACCGACCCUACAAGCCAGAGACGGACCAAUUCUGGCUGGAGUAUUUGAUAGGUCGCUACCCACAGCAAAACAAAGGCACCUACAUCCCAAUCCUAGUAACUGAUGUGCUGCAACCUGGCAAAUGGGGAGCCAAGAUUACCCACAAGGAGAACAACUCCAUUCGCCUGUCCAUCAUGUCCUCUGCCACCUGCAUCGUUGGGAAGUUUCGCCUGUACGUUGCUGUCUGGACUCCCUUUGGCAUCCUCCGGACACACAGGAACUCGACAACUGACACUUACAUCCUGUUUAACCCCUGGUGCCAGCAGGAUGCCGUGUAUCUGGAUGACGAGAAGGAAAGGGAAGAAUACGUCCUGAAUGAUGUUGGUAUUGUUUUCCAUGGAAACAUCAACGAGAUAAAAUUAAGAAGCUGGAGUUACGGUCAGUUUGAAGAGAACAUUCUGGAUGCUUGCCUGUUUCUGAUGGACAAGGCAGAACUGGAGCUCUCUGGGCGCGGAAACCCGAUCAAAAUCUGCCGUGUUGCUUCUGCAGUGAUCAACUCCAGGGAUGAUAAUGGUGUGAUCGCUGGAUCCUGGGACAAUACGUACACUUACGGGGUUGCACCUUCAGCCUGGACGGGAAGCGUGGACAUUCUCUUGGAGUAUUACAGUUCUAAGCAACCAGUGCGAUACGGCCAGUGCUGGGUCUUUGCCGGUGUCUUCAACACAUUUCUGAGGUGCUUGGGGAUACCUGCAAGACUCGUUACCAACUAUUCUUCUGCCCAUGAUAACAACGGCAAUUUACGGUUGGACUUCUUUCUGGAUGACGAAGGGAAAGUGGACACCAAACUUACAAAAGACUCUGUCUGGAACUAUCAUUGCUGGAAUGAAGCAUGGAUGACCAGACCUGAUCUUCCUGUUGGUUUUGGAGGAUGGCAGGUUGUUGAUGGGACACCUCAAGAAACCAGUGAUGGUAUGUACAGGUGUGGCCCAGCCUCAGUACAAGCCAUUAAACAUGGUCACGUUUGCUUCCAAUUUGAUGCUCCUUUUGUCUAUGCUGAGGUGAAUAGUGAUAUUGUUUACUCAAGAAGGGAGAAAAAUGGAACCCAAGUGAUAGAAAAAAUUGACACAACGCAUAUUGGGCAGUUGAUUGUGACCAAGGAAGUUGGGGGUGAUGGAAUGAUGGAGAUUACUGAGGAGUACAAGUUCCAAGAAGGCUCACAGGAGGAGAGACUGGCUCUUGAGACUGCUGUGAUGUACGGUGUUGAAAAGCAAACUACCCAAAAUAUUGCGUAUCAGCCACAGACGGAUGUUGACAUGGACUUCCAAGUGCAAAAAGCAGUCCUUGGCAGUGACUUUAAAGUCACUAUAACUUUCAGGAACAAAAGUCGCAACUACUACACUGCCACUACAUACCUUUCAGGCAACAUUGUGUUUUAUACAGGAGUCACAAAAAAUGAAUUCAAGNNNNACUCUUUCAGUGCAAAACUGGAACCCUCUUCACCUACAUCUUUUGAUGUUGUGAUCAAAUCAAGCGAGUACCUGAGUGACCUGCUGGACCAAGCCUCCUUUCAUUUCUUUGUGACGGCACGGAUCAAUGAAACGGGGAAGAUUCUGGCCACACAGAAAGCGACAGUCCUGGAAAUUCCCACCCUGAGGAUCAAGACCCAAGGUGAGACGGUAGCUGGUAAAGAAAUGUCUGUGACUGUGGAAUUCACCAAUCCUCUGAAACAAACCCUGGAGAAUGUCACGCUCCGCCUUGAGGGACCCGGUGUGCUGAGAACAAUGAAAAAGGAGUUCAGGCAAAUCCCAACAAACUCUACCUUGAUCUGGGAAGUAAAAUGCAUCCCAAAACGACCAGGGUUACGAAAGCUGAUUGCAAGCCUGAAUUGUGAUGCUUUGAGGCAUGUGUAUGGUGAGCUGAAUGUCCAGAUUCAGAAACCAUGA
Molecule: messenger RNA, 2211 nt
Organism: Nipponia nippon (crested ibis)
Lineage: Eukaryota; Metazoa; Chordata; Aves; Pelecaniformes; Threskiornithidae
Source: RefSeq, a predicted model, not a curated record